AUGACAUAUGCGCCCAGGCCGCAGAAGAGGAAGGCUCUGAUCAUAGGUAUCAACUAUGAUGACGAAGAUCUUUCGUCAUCCCAGGCUUCUCGAGAUUUAGGGCAAUUACUCGCCUCGCGCAAGGACGCAAUUGACUUCCGCAAUCUACUAGUCGAUGUGACUCUUAUGACGGACUCUAAGGAUCGCGCGCAUCACUUGAUCCCCACACGAAAGAACAUGAUUGCGCAAAUCAGAUCGCUUGUCCGUGGUGCUCGACCCGGAGACACCUUUGUUUUCUACUGGCUCAUAUUGUCUAAGGCUCGCUCGCAAGAUGCUGGGCAUGCAGACCAGAUUCCUUGCAAAGAUCAUACAGAGGAGGACGACAUGGAUGAAGUCCUGCUCGCUGUCGAUCACGAAGGGACCAAGAACAAGGGCAGGUACAUUGUCGACAACACUCUCCGGAAGCUGCUUGUCGAUGCCCUUCCUCCUGGGGCGCGUUUGAUCGCCAUCUUCGACGCAUGCCAUUCAGGCACUAUCCUCGCGUUCCACGCACCACUCAAGUUCUCAUCGUAUUCGCGUCCGGCAGUCCGUCAAGAUGACGCGCAAUUCGACGACGUCAAGCCAAAGUCUGCUCUGCGAAGUCCAUUCCGCAAGCUCAUGCCCCUCCCCAGCCUGUCCCUACGCAAAACCGUCACGCGCAUGCGCAAAGUAUGCACGUUGGAUGGGAAACGCUCUGCUGACGGCACGGCGAAGAAGCUCGAACACAGAAUCCCAAAAAGGAGCCCGACCUCGUGGUCUUUCGGGAGCGUACGCGGGCGGGUCGCGUUCAAACGGCCAGGGAUUGCCUUCGAGCAGGCAAAGAGGAUAUUGCAGCUGGUGGUGCCCAAGAAUGCGUCCCCUGAGUCCUCGCGGAAGUGCGACGGCUUCUGCAUGCGGGGCGAGAUUCAAGCACCUCACGUGAUAUGUAUCUCCGCAUGCAACGACACACAGUCGACCUGGGAAUGCGGAAGGAAAGGUUCAGCCACACAGACACUCAUACGACUGCUCAGGUCUAAUGCUCAUCCGGAACUCGGGAAGCUGUAUGCUGAUCUCAGUUUCAAGCGGUACCGCACGUCCUGCAAGCUGCAUGACUGGUCGCACAAGCAGAAGCAGCUCGCUCAAGAACAGCGUCGAGCCGAAGCGCUCGCACCCCGCUCGGGAAGUCAUCGAGGGACACAGACGCCUGGCGAUAUCGCCAUUGAGAUGGUAAACUUCUCUGACAUCCAGAUCGGAAGCCAGGAGAAGCUGGAUUGGAACGAAGUGUUCACGUUUUGA
Molecule: messenger RNA, 1293 nt
Organism: Postia placenta MAD-698-R-SB12
Lineage: Eukaryota; Fungi; Basidiomycota; Agaricomycetes; Polyporales; Adustoporiaceae
Exons: 14
Coding region: 1-1293 (430 amino acids)
Biological process (GO): proteolysis
Molecular function (GO): cysteine-type endopeptidase activity
Source: RefSeq, a predicted model, not a curated record